Messenger RNA from Paramecium sonneborni, 2751 nucleotides. The record is from the annotation of a GenBank genome assembly. NCBI's taxonomy places the organism in Eukaryota, Ciliophora, Oligohymenophorea, Peniculida, Parameciidae.
AUGGAAGACUAAUUCUCUGAAGAUUAUCAUCUAUCUCUUCAGUAAGGUUUAAUUAUCUCUAUCUUUAAGCAUCUGCUAGGCUCUCAGAUAGAUUUUAAGAUAAAUUUAAGCCUUAAUCAAUCUUACUUGAUUAAAAUCCUGUCCCAAACAAAAAUACAGAGUCAUCUCAAAUUUAAGCAUGGGAAUCAAUCUCAGAUACACCAGUUAAAGAAUCUAUUUAAUAAUAAUCAAAUAAUGGUCUCAAUUUACGAAAUUCAUAAGUUAUGCAAGUAAUCCAUAAUUUUUUACUAGAAUCGAACAAUAACUCAAGUUCCUACAAUCAAAAGAAUUAAAUAAAUCAUAAAUAGAAACAAACUAUUAUUAGAAGUCAAAGAUAAGCUUAUGCGAAUAGGUUAUAUUUAUCCUAAAAACUAAAAAACCAAUCUGAUUAAUUUUCUUAAAGAAACUUAUUUAGGAGAUUCAAAUUAAGAUUAAAUUAGAAAAUAAGUUUUUUUUGAACCAAUUAAAAUUAAGCUUCCAACCUUCAGUCCAACCAGCAAAUUUAUAUUAAUUUGGCAAAUUUUUAGAAUUAUUUAAAUUAUGUUUUUGUUAUGGUGGGUUCCAUUUAAAAUGGCUUUCAACCCUGAAGGUUCUACUGAUAUUAAGAAUAUCGAACAAACCUUGGUUUACUUUAUGAUUUUUGAUUUAAUUAUUAAAUUAAAUGUUGGUAUUAUCGAUCAAGGCUAAAUUAUGAAGGAUCGCCUUUUCAUCCUUCUUUAUUAUAUCAAAUAUGAAUUGUACGAAGAUAUCAUUUACAUAAUUACUUUAAUAAUUAUUAUAAGAGAGUAAACUAUUGAUACAUAUCUAAUCAAAGAAAUCAUUGUUCUAACUUAAUUCUCACUUAACUUCUUUAAAUUAAAAAAGAAAAUAAAAACUUAUGAAGAAACACUAACAACUUAAUCUACUCUUAUUGAACUUGCAAAUUUAUCCUAAUUAAUUAUUGUUAUAUUUUAUUUUGCCCAUUUUAUGGCUUGUGUUUGGUACUAUGUUGGUAUUUAAAGUCUGGAUUUAUUUGAGGAAUCUUGGAUAAUUAAAUAUGAAUUAAUUAAUGCUCCAAUAUCUUAUUGUUAUGGAUAUUCAUUUUAUUGGGCUACAGCUACUAUGGUCACAGUAGGUUAUGGAGAUGUUACAGGAUAAAAUAUUUAUGAAGUUUUUUGUUCAAUUAUAUUGAUGUUUUUAGCUAGUGGAAUAUUUGCAUUUUCUAUAAAUUCUAUUGGUUAGAUAUUUACUAAUAUCGAUACAUAAUAAUAAGUAUACAAAAGAACACUUCUGUUAAUUAAUCAUUAUAUGUAAUUUAAUGAAGUUUAAUUAUCAUUGUAGAGCAGAAUAAGAAAUUAUAUUAAAUAUUUCUUUGAAUAAGAAAAUAAAGGAAGUAAAAAUGAAAUUGAUAUUGUUUUAAAUUAAUUAUCAAAUAAUUUAAGACAAGAACUAUUAUAAGAUGUUCAAUUAAGAGUCUUAAAAUAAGCUGAUUUUUUUAUUAAGAAUUUUUCUUAAUCAACAAUAAGAUUAGUUGCUGAUCAUGUUAAAUUUUAGUAAUGCACACCAAAAGAAUUGAUUUAUAAAUAAUAGAAUAAUGAUGAUAAAUCAAUAUAUAUUAUUUAAAAGGGGGAAAUUUAAUUGAUUGAUGAUAAUUCAGGGAAGAUUUUGAAAAUAUUUACAAAAGGAUAAACUUUUGGAGAAAUAGAAUUUUUAUCAUUAUAAACAAGAUUUUGCAGUGCAUAUAGUGUUACAUUUACUUAACUUUAUAAAAUUUCUAGAGAAGAUUUUUUAAACUUAAUUAAAGAUAAUGCAAUAGACUAUUAGAAAUUUCAACAAAUGAAAGAUUAAGUGUAGUUAAAAUAUCAAAAUGACUAAUUUAAAUGUUAUGCAUGUGAUUAAAACCAUCUUAUUUGGGAUUGUCACUUUCUAUUUUAUAAACCAAAUAUUGAAGCUUUAGUAAAGAAAUCUUUAUUUCAUUCUGAAUAAGAAAGAGCAAAUUUUCGAAGAUCUGAAAAAAGAUUUUUUAAUAUUUUACGCAAAAGUUUAGAUAAUGAAGAUUCAAUUGAAUAAACAUAGAAAAUUGGUUCCCUUCCAUCCGAGACUUCUUCAGAGAAUUCUUCAUAAGAUAGCCAUAAAAAUCAUACAAUAGAAGUAGAAUAAUCAAAAGUUAGAGAUUCUCUUUAAAAAUUAGGUUAACAUUAAUCAAGAAAAAGCUCAGCAUAAAGUAAAUAAGGAUAAGUAAUCAUAGAAGAUCUCAAUUUAAACCAAAAUAAAAGAUAAUCAAAUCGUUUAAGUGUUAGAUACUCUGAUAAUGAUAUUCCAAUGACAUCAAAAAGAAAAUCAAUAUAAUCAAUUUACCCUAUGGAUGCUAAAAAUUCUAUAUCUGGUUUAUAAUUAGCUCCAAUAAAAGAGGAUGUAAGAAAAGAAAAUAAAGAUUUAUUUAAUUAUAAUUUAAAAAGCUUUCAUUAAUUAGAUGAAAUAAUAGAUAACAAAUAUUAUGAUGAUGAGAUUGAUUCUGUAUUUUCGUUUUAAUACUACUUUCCUUAGAAUAAUGUAGAAAUAGUUUUAUAAGAGCAUCAAAGAUUUUAAAAACUAUUUAGAUCUAAAAAAAUCAAAGUUCUAAAAAGUAAAUAUAUGUUCCACAAAAUUUCUAAAACAUAAAAAUAAAAAUAAAAUAAGCAAAAAAAAGAUUAAACAUCAGCUAAUUCAAUAAUAAUAAGAGAAAAUAUAUGA